AUGGGAUUAUCAGCGUCAAAGCGAGUGAGCAACAGUUUACAGAACUCGACUCAAUUUGACUCAGCAUGCGACUCAGUCUUCUCCCAAUGUCUUUCUCUUACACAACACACUUUCCAAGGAGUCUUACCUUACCAGCUCAAAACCGCUUCCGAUCAAAUCCACACAAUCCUCUCCGAUUCGCACUAUCCACUCAUCCACAAAUGGCUCCCAUCCCCUCCCGAUCGCACUCAAGUUGACUCCGCCCUUCGCCACGUCCUACCGCCCGAUCACGACGGCAACAACGUCCUCCCACUCCCACUCUUCAAGGAAUGGGCUCGCUACCUCUACACCGACGCUGUCUUGUCCUCCGCCACCAAAGCGCUUCUCCUACGAGUUCCUGUUGGUGUCGCCGGAAUCGUUGGAAUCAGUGCCGUCGCUCACCCUGGUCCGGCACUACUAGGAACAUUCGUUGGAGCCUACUCGCUCGGUGUUGCUCUCUCUAUUUUUCUAGGUUUAUCCGCAUGA
Lathyrus sativus (Indian pea) is the source of this 504-nucleotide messenger RNA. The record is from the annotation of a GenBank genome assembly. Lineage: Eukaryota; Viridiplantae; Streptophyta; Magnoliopsida; Fabales; Fabaceae.